AUUACACACACUUUCCAUAUGCAUUCUUCCAAAAAAGCGAACAAAAAUCUACCACCAAAGUUUGGUCGCGUUGUAUAAAUACUGGAACGCAUGGUUCCGUGUUUGAAUUGCCAUAUGCAAAGGCAUUGAUCAGAGCUUAUCUUUUUUUACUUCAGAUCCUGGGCUUCCUCCUUCUGCUAAUUACCCUUCCUACCCUAUUAAUCUGAACUACCUACCACCAUGAUUCGAAGAGCUCUAUGCUUCCCCAGUUUCAUCAGGAAAUCGCUGCUUAUUCCACCCGUUAUUUCUCCUUAUUCUAAUUCUUCCUCCAAGAUCGGAGCUUACAAUGGGUAUGCAUCUCAGACGUCUUCUCUUGAAGUUCCGGACUCGGCACCUUACAGGGAAAAUGAUGAGUAUGCUGAUGUGGACUGGGAUAACCUUGGAUUUGGACUAAUGCCAACUGAUUACAUGUAUGUAAACAAAUGUGGUGCGGGGCAGCAUUUUGGACAUGGACAACUCAAUCCUUAUGGCAACAUUCACCUUAGCCCAUCAGCUGCUGUCUUAAAUUAUGGCCAGGGGUUAUUCGAAGGCACGAAAGCAUACAGAAAAGAGAACGGGCAGCUGCUUCUGUUCCGUCCAGAACAAAAUGCCAUUCGGAUGAAGAGUGGCGCACAAAGAAUGUGCAUGGAAGCCCCUUCCGUUGACCAAUUUGUCAACGCUUUGAAACAAACUGCUUUGGCUAAUAAGCGCUGGGUUCCUCCUCCGGGGAAAGGAUCGUUGUACCUUAGGCCUCUGCUUAUAGGAAGCGGUGCGGUUUUGGGUUUGGCUCCAGCACCUGAAUACACUUUCCUCAUAUAUGCUUCCCCUGUCCGCAACUAUUUCAAAGUCAUUCAUCAACUCUACUACUUCUUAGUUCUUACAAUUACUUCAAUAUUCCGAAUAAAAUUUUAUAUGUAUGUAUUAAUAUUGGUUGAGCAGGAGGGCUCUGCACCACUCAACUUGUACGUGGAGGAGAAUUUUGAUCGUGCUUCUCGCCGCGGCACCGGCAGCGUUAAAACCAUUUCUAAUUAUGCCCCUGUAUUGAUGGCGCAACUUAGAGCCAAGAAGAAUGGAUUUUCGGAUGUGUUGUAUCUGGACUCAGCCACCAAGAAGAAUCUAGAGGAGGUUUCUUCUUGUAACAUUUUUAUUGCCAAGGGAAGAUGCAUCUCAACACCUGGUACUAAUGGAACCAUUCUUGCUGGAAUCACGAGAAAAAGCGUCAUUGAACUUGCCCGUGAUCACGGCUAUGAGGUACAAGAGCGUGCUGUAGCUGUGGAUGAAUUAAUGGAGGCUGAUGAGGUUUUCUGCACGGGAACUGCUGUUGGUGUUGCUCCAGUCGGAGCCAUCACAUACCAAAAUACAAGGAUGGAAUAUAAAACGGGCUCUGGAACUAUUUGUCAAGAGCUGUAUAAUACCCUUUUGGGAAUUCAAACGGGUGCUAUUGAAGAUAAGAAGGGAUGGAUCAUUGAAAUUGGGUGAAUUCUUUUUGCUUUAAUAAUUUACCAAUUUGUCAUUAAACAAAUCUAUUACUAUUGUGAUAAUCAUGAUGUUCAUAAUCAAGAAGUGUGUAUUAUG
Arachis ipaensis is the source of this 1593-nucleotide messenger RNA. The record is from RefSeq and is a predicted model, not a curated record. NCBI's taxonomy places the organism in Eukaryota, Viridiplantae, Streptophyta, Magnoliopsida, Fabales, Fabaceae.